This is a messenger RNA of Strongylocentrotus purpuratus (purple sea urchin), 7853 nucleotides long. It is a transcript of the gene cltc, whose product is annotated as clathrin heavy chain 1. NCBI's taxonomy places the organism in Eukaryota, Metazoa, Echinodermata, Echinoidea, Camarodonta, Strongylocentrotidae. Bases 146 to 5248 code for a protein of 1700 amino acids. Gene Ontology annotation, biological process: intracellular protein transport; receptor-mediated endocytosis. The transcript is spliced from 29 exons. Gene Ontology annotation, cellular component: clathrin complex; clathrin coat of trans-Golgi network vesicle; clathrin-coated endocytic vesicle. The record is from RefSeq and is a predicted model, not a curated record. Gene Ontology annotation, molecular function: structural molecule activity; clathrin light chain binding.
CUAUUUGCUGCUUCUCUCUAUUCAUGUCGGCCUGCAUGAGUUCAUUUGGUCGGUACACCGUUAACAAAUUUCUUUGAUUCUUCUCAAUUCUUCAGGUUGUGGAAAUAAAACUUUAAUAUAUUAGUGGAUAUCAGAAUCUAGCAAGAUGUCGCAAGUUUUGCCCAUCCGUUUUCAGGAGCAUUUGCAGCUCCAGAAUCUGGGCAUCAAUGCCGCCAACAUCGGAUUCAGCACCCUGACCAUGGAGUCGGACAAGUUCAUCUGCGUGAGGGAGAAGGUAGGUGACCAGGCCCAGGUGGUCAUCAUCGACCUCAACGACUCCGCAAACCCCAUCAGAAGACCUAUCUCUGCAGACUCAGCCAUCAUGAACCCUGCCAGCAAGGUCAUUGCCCUCAAAGCUGGCCGCACCCUCCAGAUCUUCAACAUUGAGAUGAAGAGCAAGAUGAAGGCCCACACGAUGACGGAGGAAGUCACCUUCUGGAAGUGGAUCAAUGUGAACACUAUCGGUUUGGUGACGGAUACCACCGUCUACCAUUGGGGCAUGGAGGGCGACUCCCAGCCUAUCAAGGCAUUUGACCGUCACUCUAGCUUGGCUGGAUGUCAGAUCAUCAACUACAGGACGGACGCCAAGAUGCAGUGGCUGCUGCUCAUUGGUAUCUCAGCGCAGAUUGGAAAAGAACAGGAAUCCGUUCCUCAGCAAAACCGUGUUGUUGGAGCGAUGCAGUUGUACUCCGUGGAACGCAAGGUCAGCCAGCCGAUCGAGGGUCACGCUGCGUGCUUCACGUCCUUCAAAUUAGAGAACAACCCAGAGCUGUCCACUCUCUUCUGCUUUGGUGUCCGUGGUGCUGCAGGCGGCAAGCUGCACAUCAUUGAAGUUGGUUCCCCAGCCACAGGCAAUCAGCCAUUCACCAAGAAGGCCGUUGAGCUGUUUUUCCCACCAGAAGCCCAGAGUGAUUUCCCUGUAGCCAUGCAAGUAAGUCCCAAACACAAUGUCAUCUUCCUCAUUACCAAGUACGGCUACGUCCACCUGUACGACGUAGAGACAGCAACCUGUAUCUACAUGAACCGUAUCAGCGGUGAGACCAUCUUUGUGACCGCGGCGCAUGAGACGACUGCUGGUAUCAUCGGUGUGAACAGGAAAGGACAGGUUCUGACAGUGAGUGUUGAUGAUGAGAACAUCGUUCCCUACAUCACCAACAAUCUCCAGAACCCAGACCUGGCCCUGCGUAUCGCUGUCCGUAACAACCUGUCUGGUGCCGAAGACCUCUUUGUACGCAAGUUCAACACCCUGUUCCAGCAGGGCAACUACUCUGAGGCUGCUAAAGUGGCUGCCAAUGCACCAAAGGGUAUCCUGAGGACCCCUCAGACCAUUCAGAGGUUCCAGCAGGUUCCCACCCAGCCAGGCCAGACCUCACCCCUCCUGCAAUACUUUGGUAUCCUGCUAGACCAGGGUCAGCUCAACAAGUAUGAGUCUCUGGAGUUGUGUCGUCCAGUCCUGCAGCAGGGGCGCAAGCAGCUGCUCGAGAAGUGGCUCAAGGAAGACAAGCUUGAAUGCAGCGAGGAGCUUGGUGACCUGGUCAAGGCUCAUGACCCAACGUUGGCCCUCUCUGUCUAUCUCCGUGCCAGUGUACCAAACAAGGUGAUCCAAUGCUUUGCUGAGACUGGCCAGUUCCAGAAGAUUGUUCUGUAUGCCAAGAAGGUGAACUUCACCCCAGACUAUGUGUUCCUUCUGCGUAACGUGAUGCGUGUCAACCCAGACCAGGGAGCCGGUUUCGCCCAGAUGCUGGUCCAAGACGAGGAACCGCUCGCUGAUAUCAACAUGAUCGUGGAUGUGUUCAUGGAGCAGAACCUUGUCCAGCCCUGCACCUCGUUCCUCCUAGACGCCCUGAAGAACAACCGCCCCGCCGAGGGUCACCUGCAGACCCGUCUCCUGGAGAUGAACCUCCUCUCUGCCCCUCAGGUCGCCGAUGCUAUACUGGGCAACCAGAUGUUCACCCACUAUGACCGCGCCCACAUCGCCCAGCUCUGCGAGAAGGCUGGUCUUCUACAGAGGGCCCUUGAGCAUUACACAGACCUGUAUGACAUCAAGAGGGCUGUAGUACACACCCAUCUACUUAACCCAGAGUGGCUAGUCAACUACUUUGGCUCACUGUCUGUUGAGGACUCCCUGGAAUGCAUCAAGGCCAUGAUGACUGCCAACAUCCGCCAGAACCUCCAGAUCUGUGUCCAGGUGGCCACCAAGUACCAUGAACAGUUGACCACCACAUCCCUGAUCGAUAUCUUUGAGACCUUCAAGAGCUACGAGGGUCUCUUCUACUUCUUGGGCUCCAUCGUCAACUUCAGCCAGGACUCCGAUGUCCACUUCAAGUAUAUCCAGUCUGCCUGCAAGACCGGUCAGAUCAAGGAGGUGGAGCGUAUCUGCAGAGAGAGCAACUGCUACGAUCCUGAACGUGUCAAGAACUUCCUGAAGGAGGCCAAGCUCACCGAUCAGCUCCCUCUUAUCAUCGUCUGCGAUCGCUUUGACUUUGUCCAUGAUCUAGUGCUCUACCUGUACCGCAACAACCUGCAGAAGUACAUUGAGAUCUACGUGCAGAAGGUGAACCCAUCCCGUCUGCCUGUGGUCAUCGGUGGCCUGCUCGAUGUUGACUGCUCAGAGGACAUCAUCAAGAGCUUGAUCAUGGUGGUCAGGGGCCAGUUCUCUACCGAUGAGCUGGUGGAGGAGGUGGAGAAGCGUAAUCGCCUCAAGCUCCUCCUGCCCUGGCUGGAGACCCGCAUCCAUGAGGGAAGCACCGAGCCGGCAACCCACAACGCCCUGGCUAAGAUCUACAUCGAUAGCAACAACAACCCGGAGCGGUUCCUCAGAGAAAACCAGUUCUACGAUAGCCGUGUCGUCGGCAAGUACUGCGAGAAGCGCGACCCUCACCUGGCCUGUGUGGCUUACGAGCGAGGGCAGUGUGACCGAGAGCUCAUCAACGUGUGUAACGAGAACUCCCUGUUCAAGAGCGAAGCCCGCUACUUGGUGAGACGACGGGAUCAGGAGCUGUGGGCCGAGGUACUCCUGGAGGAUAACCCAUUCAGGAGACAACUCAUUGACCAGAUUGUCCAAACUGCCCUGUCAGAGACCCAAGAUCCAGAAGAUAUAUCCGUGACUGUGAAAGCUUUCAUGACUGCCGAUCUGCCAAACGAACUGAUUGAACUCCUAGAAAAGAUUGUGCUGGAGAACUCUGUCUUCAGUGAUCACAGGAACCUUCAGAACCUGUUGAUCCUAACGGCUAUCAAGGCAGACCGUACCCGUGUCAUGGAGUACAUCAACCGCCUGGACAACUAUGAUGCUCCAGACAUCGCAAACAUUGCUAUCGAUAGCGAACUCUUUGAGGAAGCAUUCGCCAUCUUUAGGAAAUUUGAUGUCAACACAUCUGCUAUUCAAGUCCUGAUCGAGCACAUAAAGAAUCUAGACCGGGCCUACGAGUUUGCGGAGAGGUGCAACGAGCCGGACGUGUGGAGUCAGUUGGCUGCUGCCCAGAUCAAGGCUGGCAUGGUCAAGGAGGCAAUUGAUUCCUACAUCAAGGCUAACGACCCCUCCACCUACCUGGAGGUCGUAGAAGCUGCUUCAGAGUCAGGGAACUGGGAGGACUUGGUACGCUACUUGCAGAUGGCUCGCAAGAAGGCCCGCGAUGCCUACGUUGAGACCGAGCUUAUCUUUGCUUUCGCCAAGACAAACCGUCUCGCUGAUCUUGAGGAGUUCAUCUCAGGGCCUAACCAUGCGCAGAUCCAACAGGUUGGUGACAGGUGUUAUAAUGAAGGCAUGUAUGAAGCAGCCAAGUUGCUCUUCAACAAUGUCUCCAACUUUGCUCGCCUGGCAUCCACGCUCGUUCAUCUCGGUGAAUACCAGGCUGCUGUCGACAGCGCUCGCAAGGCUAACAGCACCCGCACAUGGAAAGAGGUAUGCUUCUCUUGCGUUGACGGCGAGGAGUUCCGUCUGGCCCAGAUGUGCGGUCUCCACAUCGUGGUCCACGCCGACGAACUGGAAGAGCUCAUCAACUACUACCAGGACCGGGGCUACUUUGAGGAACUGAUCCAGCUCCUCGAGGCUGCGCUGGGCUUGGAGCGGGCACAUAUGGGCAUGUUCACCGAGUUGGCUAUCCUCUACUCUAAAUAUAAACCAUCCAAGAUGAGGGAACAUCUGGAGCUCUUCUGGUCACGUGUCAACAUUCCAAAGGUCCUUCGUGCAGCAGAGCAAGCUCACCUCUGGGCGGAGCUGGUGUUCCUCUACGACAAGUACGAGGAGUUUGACAACGCCAUAGUCACCAUGAUGACACACCCCACUGAUGCAUGGAGAGAAACUCACUUCAAAGAUGUCAUCACUAAGGUUGCCAACAUUGAGCUGUACUACAAGGCUAUCCAAUUCUAUCUGGACUACAAGCCCAUGAUGCUCAACGACCUCCUGGUAGUACUCAUUCCUCGCAUGGACCACACCCGAGCUGUAGGACUCUUUGAGAAGCUCAGCCAACUGCCACUGGUCAAACCUUACCUCAGACAAGUACAGAGUCACAACAAUAAGGCGAUAAACGAUGCCCUGAAUGAUCUCCUGAUCGAGGAGGAAGACUACCAGGGCCUGAGGGCGUCCAUCGAUGCCUUUGACAACUUUGACAACAUCGCCCUGGCCCAGAACCUAGAGAAACAUGAACUGAUUGAAUUCCGUCGCAUUGCUGCUUACCUCUACAAGCGCAACAACCGCUGGAAGCAAGCUGUGGAGCUCUGCAAGAAGGAUAGGUUAUUCAAGGAUGCAAUGCAAUAUGCCUGUGAGUCGAGGAAUAUCGACAUCGCAGAGGAGCUUGUGAACUGGUUCCUUGAGCAGAACAACCAUGAGUGCUUCAGUGCAUCACUCUUCAACUGCUACGAUCUCCUGCGUCCAGACGUGAUCCUGGAGCUCUCCUGGAGGCACGACAUCAUGAACUUUGCCAUGCCCUACAUGGUCCAGGUCAUGAGAGAAUACUUGGGAAAGGUUGAUAGACUGACUGAGUCAGAGAAGGAGAGGAAAGAAGAGGAGCAGUCAAACGAAAACCAACCCCUCGUAUACAAUGAGCCUACGCUCAUGAUCACCGCCGGUCCCGGUAUUGCACCAGGCAUGCCAGCAGGGAUGCCAGCAGGGAUGCCUCCUCAACCAGGUAUGAUACCAGCAGGUAUGAUGCCUGGUAUGGCACCGGGUAUGGCUAUGGCCGGUGCACAAGCCGGCUACUACGGUAUGUAACACAUGUAAUCAACCUGCACCGGCGGUACCAUAUAACCCAACCACCGGUACACUAACCAACGCCUCCGGUACCAAAUAUAUAGACAUGGGUGGUACCUGAAAUUCUUUUAUUGCAGUACCGAACGCUUCGCUCAGCCAGCAAGUGCAUCUUUCUACGAGAUGAAGUGAGAUGGGAUAGGCCGUUCUGGAUGACGAUUGUUUUAUGGAAAAUGAUAUAUGAUGAACUGGAUUUGCAGAUUUUAUAUGUAUGCUGUAUACAGAGAUGUACAAAUCAAUGUAGAAACAUAUGCUAAGAUCCGACUUAGCAUCUCAAACUGGCUAAUACUCACAGGCGGAAACUACUGGUCACAUAAAAAAAUGGAUACCUAAAUUUGUGAUAUAUAUAUAGUUAUAACCAUGAUUAUGUGCAAGUCAUUUAAUAGAAUUGAACGUUAAUAAAAAAAAAAGGGGAAAAGGAGCUAAUGUAUGAAUUUAUAAAAAGAAUAAGUAGAAGAACGAAAAUUGGAAAAGGUAGAAGUGAGACAAAGGGAGCAGAUUUAGUGCUUUCCUUCUCAUCUUUGGUCCAAAAAUACCAUAGUUUAUCAGAGUAGACUUAGAUUUGUCAAGAUUUAGUUUUUAUCUAUGUUCAUGCAUAUCAUUUCAGUUUGUUUCCUAUUACCUUUUUGUAAUAUCUAAUAGUGGAUUCAGAAACCAAACCAUUUUGCUUUCCAAUCAAUGUGAUAUUUAGUAAACUUAGUUAUAUAUUGUAUUUUUAUGUAAUUGAUAUUAUAUUAUGUGGUCCAUGAGAUGAGUUGGAUGAUUAUGAGAUGUUUGGCAGGCCAGAGAGAAAGAGAGAAAUAGAUUGUAUUGGAAGUAUUUUGCGAUAUUCUUGAAUUCAACGCCGAGCCAGAUGUGAAAACUGUUUUCUUUGUCAGCAUGUAUUAUAAGAGAAGACUCAAUGUGUUUGUUUUUUGCGAAGAUAAAUCAGAAUCGGGAGCAAUUUCUAAUGCUUAAAGCUGAAGGAGUGCCGUUCGUAUAUGACUGCUCCCAGAAAUUCCAGGGAAUCAAGUAUAGGUAGAUAUUGUGUUUCAUUUUAGGGGAUUCCCCCCGGUGUGUUUACAGGGGAAUACCCUUUGAGAAGAGAGAAUGAAGAGAUAUGGAAGGGUUUAGAAUGUACUGUUCUUUGUGUUUCUAAUUGUCAGUUCAUUGUCAUGCUUUGUAAAUGUCUGCAUAUGCUAGCCCAGCUUUUAUGAGAAAAGAUCUUGUAACUCGUCCAGAGGAAUACUAAUUCAAGAAUAUAUUAUGUUUUCAUUGAAGCCCAGCUUUUAAAUUCCACUAUAGUUUUAUCAUAAAUUCAAAAUUUAUUGCUUUAAUCAGAUUUUGAAAGCUUUCAUGAGAAUGAGAGAAAUAAUUGUAUUUACAAUCUGGAAUUUAAUUCGCAUUAACUUUAGACUAAUGAGAUCUCUGAUUAUGUUAAACAGAAAAGGAGCACAAAUUGAGUGAUGUAAUAUAAUAUGAUUAUUUAAGGGAGUCAAAAAUUCCCAGUAAUUUCAGGGAGAAAUGACAAAGGCGUGAAGGAGUUUGUUAAAUUUUGUGUUUCAUUUUAAACAGAAAUGUACAACUACUAGGAUAGACUGAAUGUAAGAUCACCCCCAGUGGAAGAUGAGAUAAUGAACACAUCACCAUGUUAUUACUAUGUAUCAUCUAGUCAUUUAUUGUCAAUAUUAACAAAUAGCAUUUAUUACAAUACCGAGCAUAGGUACAAUACACUUUUUAUUAUAUUUUGUUUUGUGAAGCUAUGAUAUAUUAUUUUGUGGACCCUCGUGGAAAACAUAGUCUAAUCAACUGAAUUCAUUCCUCAUUGUGGAAAACGUAGAGGUAAAAGAGUGUGAAAUAGUUUUGAAUGGUAUAUAUUUGAUAGACGGUGAAAGGAAUCGACAUGGACCAAUGGUAAUGAAAUGGAAUCGCCCUUCAAUGUGCUAACAACUAAAUAAAAAUAUUAUAUCCGACGUUUUCUUGCUGCAUUCUGGCUGCAGUAUUAGGUUUGGUAGUUCAUGACUUUCAAUUGAAACUGAGAGUUCUCUUCUAUUUUGUUCGAGAUGAUACAUGAGCUCCAAGAUAAGACACAUGCUGUCUUUAUUUUUUUGUUUUAAUAAAGGAAUAGUUUUCUAUAUUUUGUUUAGUAGAAGCAUGUGAUCAUACAUACCAAAUGAAGCAAAACCCUCACGUAACAUUGAAAAUUAAAAACUGAAAAACAUUUUGUUAAUUAUGGAGACCGUGAAUUGAAAUCGCCAGAAAAGAGUACGGUAGAUAGGUAACUAUUUGAAAAAACAUUUGAAAAUCUGAUUUAUCAGUUAUUUAAUGACAAAAGAACUGCCCCUUAAAUUUUAUAUGGUAGCAAAGCAUUUAUAUAUCAGGAAAUUGCUUGUGGAAAUGAAUGUUGGUAUAAAUGGUUAUCCCAAAAGAGAGUUUCUCUCUUUUGAUUUCAUUCAUUUUACAUGUGCGAACCUAUUUGUUACUUGCUGGCCCCAUCCAUAUUAAGAAUGUUGUUUUCCUGUCUCUCUUUGAUUAUAUGAGGGAACGAUACCGUACAAAUAAAUGUGAUAAACCCAGUAAUUAUAACACA